UAGGCUCGAUCGCCGAUCAUCAGUACGCUCCCUUGGCCAUUCUGCAUUGCCGGUACGCCUUUUUGAGCCCGCCGAAUCUCUCCGCGCACUCAACGCAGCACACACGUCAGCCAUGUCGUCCCCACCGUCCUCGUCGCACACGCAUACACGUACCCAGUCCCGCUCUCUUCGCGAGAAGCGCGCCGGCGUCCCACUCCUGCUCUCUUCCUUCCCCGUGCCGCCGUCUCACAUCCCUGCAUCGUUCCCGCUCUCGCCGCUCAGCGCGAGCUCGUCCUCCUGCUACUUUACCCCGCUCACGACGCCCCUCAGCGCGAAUACGAACAUCCCCGCAUCUGCAUCCACAUCCUCUACCGCGGCCCUCCUGCAUGCCGCUCUCACCGCGCAGAACCCUCCACCGUGUGCCCCGCCUGUGCUACCCCUCCCGCCAGUACCCGGCCCAUCGCCCCUCUCCGACCAGGAGACGGUCCUCUUCCUCUCCGCCGCACGCGCACGGCGAGUAUCCAAGCUCUCUUCUGCGUCCUCGCGCAGGAGCUCGCUCGCGAGCAGCAUACAUAGCGCGAGCACGCCGGGGCUCUCGCCGUCAGCGAGCGUCACGCCCGCGGAAACGCGCUCGCUGCGGUCGUACUCGUCGAACGGAAGCCUGAAGAUACCGGCGCCCAGAUAUGGAGGUCAGGAGAAGAGUGUGGGCGCGGAGGAGAGGAUAUGUGAGGAGGAGACGGAGGAGCUGACGAGGGUGGAGUUGGAUGACAUCCCGUCGUCGCAUGCACAUGACCGUCAGAGCGAUGAAGAGGAAAACUCACUGGAGCUGAGCAGCCCACCGCUGCUGCGGCGUCUUCGACACUCGGUGCAUGACUCGAUCUCGGAAAUCGACAUGCGCGACCUGCCGCCGCUGCAGGAGGACGUGGACAUCAUUGAGCGCGUGCGCGUGCCGGCCGUUGAGGGCUUGCCGCACAGGAGGAGUCUUGGCCGCGCUUUAGGGUUCUCAGCUACACAUGAGAGAAGUUCAAGUCAAGAUAGCAGUGUCAUCUGGCCGCCGCCCACGAGCAGAUUUUCACUAACGCAGUUGGGAUUCUCACCUACACAUGAGAGAGGUUCAAGCCAAGGUAGCAGUGUCAUCUGGCCGCCCACGAGUAGACCACUAGUGCAGCGAAUCGACACGGACAAGGCCCUGCCACCGCUCCCGCCACCAUCGCCGUCGCGGUCACCAUCAUCAUCGCCAUCUCCGACUCCUGCACCUGCACCUGCACCGGAAAUGCGCGCCGAGAGUCCGGAUAUCAAGACGAUCCUCGCAAGCACCCCGCGGCCGCGCCGGAAGUCCUCAGGCUCGUACAUAUCGACGCGCUCGUUGGAGCGCACCCGCUCAAGAGCCGGCGUUAGUGCGCCAGCCCUGCGAAGACAUAUGAGCGAGGGCGUCCCGGGGUCGCGGGGACGGCGGACAUGGGGCGAGGAUAUGACGCGGCGCGGGAGCGAGCGAGGGCGCAGAUCCCGCAUGCCUGCGAUGCCGCCGCUGCCGUUGCCGAGGGGCAUGUCGGAGUUUGGGAUGCUGGACGGUGAGAAGGGAGGGGGAGAAGGUAGUGGGAGCGAAGAGGAGGGACGGGCAAGUGGGAGCGAUACGGAUUCGAGUAUUGAUAUCCAUACGCCGUUGCCGAACCUCAUGUUGCGCGAUGGUCUGCUUUCGCCGAACUCGAAGCUGCUUCCGCAUGCGUCGCCUGUUGGCCAGGUGGGCGCGGGUGAGCGGCCGGGGAGCCAUUUGAGCGUCGCGUCGAGUGUUGGCUCGAUCAUGACCAAAUCUGGGUUGUACAAGGAUGGGCGUGACACGGUGCAGAGAAGGCGCCGCCAUAGGGACGGGAAGCUUUUGCGUGGUGGGAUUGGGCUUACCACGGGGCUUGGAUGGAGUGAUAGUGAAGACGAAGGCGCGCCAUCGCCGCUUACUCACCAGAUCUCUGCUGGACUGCUCAGGUCCAGCCCAUCGUCAUUGCGCUCGUCGCAGUCGCACCCGUCUUCGCGCGUCACGAGCUCUGCAAGUCUGGACACGCUUGAGGACGAUUGGCACCAUGUGGAGAGUGCGCGGUUGUCAUUCCCGUUGGACUCUCCUUCGGAGCAGCGGAGCGCACGCAUGUUGGCGUCGUCGCUAAACUCUAUGCCGAGCCUGGGAAAGAUGGGUGCUGCGCUGCGCUCGCCGCUGAAGUACGUCAACGAACGUGAGGAGGUGGGAGCACAGGCGUCGUCUUCGUCGUCUGUAUCUGCGAUACCUACUACUGCUGCUCGGCAUACCCUGCCCAAGGCGCGUGUGGGGAAGGAGCCGGCAUCUGAGGUGGACGAGACAUCUGACUUUGGUCCGGCGAUGCGUAGUCGGGUAGCGUCUGGUGGCGCGUCCUCGGUGCACGGCUCUCUGCGUACCCCAUUCACUCCGAGUGUCAAGCCUUUACAAGUGCCCCGGCCGCUCAAGCUCCCGCAGGACCAGUCCCGCGUUCGUCGUCCGCAGGACGGCACUGGGCCGAUCAGGUCGGUGCUCUCGACCGGAAGCGUUGGGAGCAGUAGUAUCAGCAACAGCACGAGCAGCAGUGGCAUUGUACGGCCCGCCGAACGCACGCGAAUGCAGUCCCUUCCUCAGUACUCGAGUUCGCGGCACGGACAUGUGCCCGUACGCCCGUCUGCGAUUACUGACCCCGUCGUGCACACCGCUCCUCCUACGACAUCGAGGUUCGGUGCAACGGCGAGCGCUGUUUCGUCGCCGGCGCAGAGGCCGCAGCCGCGCAUCGGGACGGGCAUGACGUAUCGCACGUCGGGGAGCUCGGGUUUGCGUCCGACGAUGAUGCGGAUGCCGAGCUCGACGCGCCUUGCGGCUGCUGCUGCGUCGCACAAUGCAGAUGUUGGCGUCGCGUUUUGAUAUAAUCCUCGUUGCUCUAUGAUCGAGUUCUCCCAUCGCCACCGUGCACUUCCUCC
This is a messenger RNA of Laetiporus sulphureus 93-53, 2946 nucleotides long. RefSeq lists its product as uncharacterized. Lineage: Eukaryota; Fungi; Basidiomycota; Agaricomycetes; Polyporales; Laetiporaceae. Bases 113 to 2890 code for a protein of 925 amino acids. The record is from RefSeq and is a predicted model, not a curated record. The transcript is spliced from 4 exons.